AUGGGUUUUUCGCUGGACUCUUUGGCGCCGUCGUUGAUCAAUCUGAUUCGACUAUCGUCGGCUGUCAACUCCAAAGACAUUGGUUUCUACAACAGCAUCGAUCCGACCGUGAAAACAAACUCAGACGAGGUCAACCAGAGACUUAUAGAUUUAUUGAACGAGACCAUAUCAAAUGCGGUUUCCAUCUCGACCGAUCAGACCGACCAGUUGACCGUCGACGACGAGUCGAAAAACUGGAAGGUCGUCAGCGGGAUCCUCGACACUUUGUUCGAGAACGCAGAGAUUGCACUUGAUCAAAACCAGAAAAAGACCCAAGCUUCAGCUGUCAAGGAUGAAUUCACCUAUUUGGACGAAUCAGACACAGCAGGAACACGAAAGGCAUCUCCGCAGCCUCGUAACAUUGCCAAACCGCAGUUGUUGUUUAAAACUCCUGUCGAUAACUUCGAAACGUCGCCAUUUAAGCCGUUGAUCACUACAAAGCCAAACGCAUUGAUCUCGUUCAACGAGUCCAUGGAGCUUGUUCCAGCCGUCCCUGACACUCCAGAACACUACAAUAAUCCGUACACGUACGAGAUCAUGAACCAGGAGUACCCAGACUGGAUAUUCCGAACGUUGGAGCCGUUCGACUCCAUUCCUUGGAAAGAGAGCGAAGAGCCAACCUGGAUCGACAAGCCAGAACAGCUGGACGAGCUGCUUGUGGAGUUGGCGAAGUGCAAAGUCAUUGCCGUCGAUCUGGAACACCACGAUUAUAGAACCUACCAUGGAAUCACGUCGCUAAUGCAAUUGACCACAGACACCAAGAAAGAUUACCUGAUAGACCCAUUGAGUCCCGACCUUAGACCGCAUCUUGUGAAUUUGAACAUUAUUUUCACCGAUCCAAACAUUCUGAAAGUGUUCCAUGGUGCUUUCAUGGAUAUCAUCUGGCUUCAAAGAGAUCUGGGCCUAUAUGUUGUCUCAUUAUUUGACACAUACCAUGCUUCUAGAGAGCUGGGACUCGGAAGACACUCGCUGGCACAUCUGUUGGAAACAUACGUCAAGUUCAAGACUUCGAAGAAAUGGCAGUUGGCCGACUGGAGAGUGCGUCCGUUGAACACAGAGAUGAAGAACUACGCCAAAGCUGAUACGCACUUCUUAAUUGAAGUGUUUCACAAAAUGCAUUCCGAACUGGUGAAGGACCAGGACAAGCUGAAACGCGUUCUUUAUGAGUCGCGCAAAGUCUCAAACCGUCGGUACGAGUACUCCACGUUCCGUCCCAAACGUAUCAAGUCUUCCAACGGGUUCCCUAGCGGAGCAGAUGUUGUUGCAACCAACCAGUCUGUUCCACAGCUGCCAGAAUUUAAAGAACAGAUGUUGUUUGCAUCCACGAAUGUCGACCUUCCAUGGACCAACAUGGUCAACUCGAACUCUAUUCCGAUGGCCAAAAGACCGUUGUUGGAAGUUUUGUUCAAAUGGAGAGACGAACAAGCUCGCAAAGAAGACGAGUCGCCACGGUUCAUCAUGUCUGAUUUCAUGCUGAUAUCUUUGGUUAAUGCUUUUGACAACGAAUCGCAAGAAGUGACCGAACAGACGGUGUUGAGCGUGAUCAAUUCCUCUUCGAGGUUUGGAAGCUCCCAGUUUGUUCGUACCCGGUUGAGAGAGCUUGCCGAACUGAUCCAAGGGUGUCUAGACAAGCUGAAGGAGCUGGACACGGCUAUGUGGGACAGUGUUUACGAGACUACAGAUAUCAAGGACGUUAAAGGACUCGAAGAAGCGUUUGAGAUUAUAAAGAACGAUUUUGCUGCACAAAACGAGGCUUCCGACAACGGCGUAGUUGUGCCGAGGUCAAGUGCCGAUGGCGCUGCUUCUGUUCAGUAUACUAAUAAGGGAGUCAAGGUUGUGAAUCCAGACGAGAUCAGAAACAGGUUCCAGAAAGUGAUGGACUAUUUCAAAGAGGAGGACAAUGUGGAGGUUGAAAUUGACGAGGAAGAUGGAGAAGAGUCUGAGGUUGAAGAGACAGCUAGUCCCGAGCCUGUUGCAGCUGAACCUGAACCGGUUUCCACAGACGACCUGAUUACGCUACGGAAACAUCAGCCACGUAAACGAAAGCAACAGACUGUUGAGUCUGAGAAAUUGGACACUUCGCAAAAGAUCAUGGUGAACAAACCACAGCAGCCUCGCAAGCGCAAGACGUUCGAGCCAAAUAAUAUUAUUAGCCUUACACAAUUAGGAGGACUUCUUCAACGACUCGGUCUGGCCACUCAGCAAGGUGAACGUUGGUGCAGGAAGCUUGUCUCUUCCUUUAAGGAAGUCGAGUUCCAUGACGAACGAGAAUUCCAGGAUUUUUCCCUUACAUUUUUGAACGAGUUCUCCAGCGGCCUUGGCCGAGCCUCCGGUGGCCAAGAUGUCGUCGACGAUGACGACGUUGGAUCCCUCAGGGAUGGACUCGGCCUGGAUCUCGAAAAAGUCCUGGCCGUACUCUUUGGCGAAUGCUGCAGAGUACAGCUUACCAGGCAGCUUUCCCUUCUUUCUAAUAGGAACAAAGCCUGCAUUGAUUGCCAACGCAAGAGAUGGGCCGAACAGGAACCCUCUGGACUCCAAUCCCACGAUGUAGUCUAUGGUUUGGUUUGGGAACGUGGCCUCCAAGUGCAACUUGAACGCUCUGACGAGUUUGUUGAACAAAGAAGGGUUUCUAAAGAUCGGCAGGAAGUCUUCGAACAGAAUGCCCUCGGAGGGGAAGUUCGGGUACUGGUGGAGCGCGAGUUUGAGCUCGGCAGCGAUUUCUUGCAGUUGAUUAGACAUGAGGAAAAAAAUUGA
Ogataea philodendri is the source of this 2793-nucleotide messenger RNA. RefSeq lists its product as uncharacterized. Gene Ontology annotation, biological process: poly(A)-dependent snoRNA 3'-end processing; nuclear polyadenylation-dependent antisense transcript catabolic process; nuclear polyadenylation-dependent snoRNA catabolic process. Lineage: Eukaryota; Fungi; Ascomycota; Pichiomycetes; Pichiales; Pichiaceae. Gene Ontology annotation, molecular function: nucleotide binding; 3'-5'-RNA exonuclease activity; nucleic acid binding. The record is from RefSeq and is a predicted model, not a curated record. Gene Ontology annotation, cellular component: nucleolus; nuclear exosome (RNase complex). The transcript is spliced from 2 exons. The coding region runs from base 1 to 2793 and encodes 930 amino acids.